Molecule: messenger RNA, 1894 nt
Organism: Sipha flava (yellow sugarcane aphid)
Lineage: Eukaryota; Metazoa; Arthropoda; Insecta; Hemiptera; Aphididae
Product: cyclin-dependent kinase 9-like
Exons: 7
Coding region: 291-1790 (499 amino acids)
Biological process (GO): protein phosphorylation
Cellular component (GO): nucleus
Molecular function (GO): cyclin-dependent protein serine/threonine kinase activity; ATP binding
Source: RefSeq, a predicted model, not a curated record
UGGAACACGUACGCAAACGAACCCCACCUGUUCGGCCGAGUGGACAGUGCCGAUAAGCGUUGUCGCGACCAUAACCUCGUUCAACGUCCGACGCGCACGUGCUUGUGCUUCGAGCGUAACGUAACCGACAGCAGUCGAACGGUCGAAUCGAUCCAAUACCUUUCCGUCCAGCUGAACCGUCCUCGACCGCGAACCUGCGCCGGUGAUAGCUGUCCGAAUACGACCCCGACGACUCGUGCGCGCCGCCCAAACCGUGUUUGCCCUCGACGUCCAAUUUGUACGUCCCCGCGAUGUCCGAUCCGCGUUUGAUCUUCACAUCCAAAAGUUUCAUGCCUUCCUCGCCCAACACUCCCGUUCCCUCCACGUCCAACACUUCCGUUCCCUCCACGUCCAACUUCCUCGUUCCCACCGCGUCCAACACCCUUGUUCCCCCCACCGCGUCCAACACCCUUGUUCCCCCCACCGCGUCCAACACUCUUGAGCCGACCACGGUCAACGCGAGCCCGCCCUCGAUACAUUCGUCAUGGUUCCAAUCGAUGACGUACCAAGAGGCAUUGCAGUUAAGCGAUCUGGAAGACGACCUGACGGAAGACGAUGAACCGUCGACCGCCAUGGAAAAAAUGCGAAAAUUGAGAAAAGCCAAGGACGAGUACCUUGCAAAUUAUAAUUACCCGUUCUGCCCAGAUUUGUCCCGUUACAAUUUGAUAUCGAAAAUUGGUGAAGGCACGUUUGGGGAAGUAUUUAAAGGAUCGACAAUCAAAUAUAAUAAACCGAUUCUUGUUGCAAUAAAAAAAAUUCUUAAAUCAAAUGAAAAGGAAGGUUUUCCAAUGACUUCUGAAAGAGAAAUCCGAAUUUUAAAAAAACUAAAACAUAAAAACAUAGUAAGAUUAAUAGAAGUCUGUCAAACUAAACCCUCUGCUAAAACAAAUUUUCGGACGAUAUUUCAUUUAAUUUUUGAAUUCUGUGAACAUGAUUUAUCUGGUUUAGUAUUAAAUCAUGAGAUAAAAUUCAAAUUAAGUGAAAUUAAAAACUUGUUAAAACAAUUGCUCAAUGGAGUCUAUUAUAUUCACGCAAAUAAAAUUUUACAUCGGGACAUAAAAACAUCAAAUAUAUUAAUUACUAAAAAAGGAGUAGUGAAGAUAGCUGAUUUUGGUUUAUCUAGAGCAUUUAGUGAACUACCUGCGAGUAUGGAAAAUAAAUAUACCAAUUGUGUAGUAACAUUGUGGUAUCGUCCACCUGAAUUGCUGCUUGGUGAUCGUAAUUAUGGUCCACCUAUUGACAUAUGGGGAAUUGGCUGCAUUAUGGCAGAAUUAUUUACUCGUUGGCCAAUUUUGCGUGGCGAUUCGGAACAAGAGCAGUUAUUGGAGAUCAUCAAAUUAUGUGGACCAAUCACGCCAGAAGUAUGGCCUAAUGUUGAUAAAUUAGUGCUAUACAGAUCAAUGAAACUACCUCAAAAUUACCCACGAAAGGUCAAGGAUUAUCUAAAAAACUAUACACGUGAUAUAUUUUCUGGUGACCUGUUGGAUAAAUUUUUGACAUAUGACCCGAAAAAAAGAAUAAAUGCUGACUUAGCUUUGAACCAUAGCUUUUUCUGGACAGAUCCUAUGCCAUCAAAUCUUGCUGAGAAGAUGAAAGAAAUACACCAGAAUAAUUUUGACUAUUUAAAUAAAAUUUCAAAGGCUAAGGCCCAGGUGGAGCUUAAUCAAUCAUUGCCUGCUUUCAAUCGAAUAAAGCCGUCUUCAUCUUCCAGUUUAAAUAGUCUUACAAGUUUUCCUGAUCGUAUUUUCUAGUUAAGCCAAUGAAUGUAUAAUUUCAUAUUAUAUUAAUUUUAUCUUCUUGAUGGGGGCCAUAUAAACUUAUCUAAUAUGUUUACAUUAAGCUUUUAUUAUCAUAU